AUGAAUACUAUUAGGAGAUUAGAAUCUAAAGCGCCCUCCGGUUUUCAAUUAGAAAAAUAUAACGUAUCAAACAGCACAGGAGUGGAAAUUCAAGUAUGUUAUCUGAGAAAUGUUAGCACAGACAGCACCUUAUGGCAAAUCGACAAUCCCCUCGAUCAACAUCUCCCUGAUCUUGUCAUGCAACUUUGUCUUAUAAUUCUCUUCACUCGAAUUGUCAUGUUCCUCCUCCAACCACUUCGCCAACCUCGUUUUGUGUCUGAACUUAUCGCGGGUAUUCUGACGGGGCCAACAUUUUUUGGGAGUUUACCGAUAGCAGGCUUCGUUUUCAAAUUUGAGUUGAACAUGGUGGUGGAGAUAUACACAUUUAUGGGGCUAACCUAUUACAUGUUCUUAGUGGGAUUAGAGAUGGAUCUAUCUGCAUUGAAGCACAUUGGGAAGAAGUCACUCAGCAUUGCGGUAGCCGGAAUUUUGUUUCCGGUAAUCGCAGGGGCAGCCUUGUAUUUUGUACCACUGCAUAAAGGUAAAGACGCCGGCAGCCCGCCGCUUAUUGGUGCCGUCUUCUGGGCAACAAUAUUGUCUAACACGAGCUUCCCCGACCUGGCGAGACUGCUCUCAAAUGUGAAGCUUCUACACACGGAACUCGGGAGACUGGCCUUGACUGUUGCUCUUGUCAGUGAUAUUACCACUUUUGGUCUUCUUGUUGCAACCAUAACUAUGUUUGAUCUGAAUAGGUUCUACAUGGCUGUAAUUCCAACAAUUAUCUUUCUAAUAUGCUGCUGGUUUUUAUUGCGUCCGGGGAUUCAUUGGAUAAUUAGGCAUAGCAAAGUGAAAGGAGAAAACAAAUUCAGUGAAACGCAUAUAAGCUUCAUUCUGGUCGGGGUUGCAAUAAUCGGAUGUAUUGCAGAUGCGUGUGGCUCACAUUCUAUGUUCGGUGCUUUCAUAUUUGGAUUAAUCAUCCCACACGGAGACCUUGCCCUUCAGAUUAUGGAAAGGAUUGAAGUGUUUGUGAAUAGAAUCAUGUUGCCAGCCGCGUUUAUGAUGAAUGGGCUACGAACUACGUUCGGUGAUUUAGCAUAUAGAACUAGAUUGUUAAGUGUGGGGCUGGUAACAGUUUGCGCUACUUCCGCAAAAAUUAUCAGCACUGUCUUUGUGUCUUCAUUCUUUGGCAUGACAUCAAAGGAGGGAUUGGGUCUCGGAGUUCUUCUCAACACCAAAGGUGUGUUGUCCAUGAUCGUUCUCACUGAAGCCCGGAACAUGAAGGCUUUGGACAACGUCUAUGUGCUUGUAAUGACCAUCUCAAUUUUGUUCAUGACGUCUAUAGUACCACCAAUCUUUUACUUUGUCAAAAAAACAACAAAGCGUUUCACCAACUACAAGCAAAGGACUAUAGAGAGAAGAAAUCAAGACACAGAACUUCGAAUUCUAACUUGCGUUCAUUCAACCCGAAACGUCUCCGGCAUCAUCAAUUUACUCCAGCUUUCUCAUGCCACUAGGAAAUCCCCAAUUUGUGUUUUCGCCAUGCAUCUUGUGGAGCUCACUGGUACUGGACGUACCUCCGCCAUGCUCAUUGUGCAUGACACAACCAAGAAUAACAAUGCCAGCAACAACAGAAACUUGCCUCGCGAAAGGGUAGAAUCAGAACAUAUUAUUAGCGCCUUCCGUAAUUUUAACUCCGUAAACGACGCCGUAACUGUGUAUCCACUCACCGCAGUGUCCCCAUACGACACCAUGCACGAGGACAUCUUCCAACUUGCAGAGGACCGGCAUGUGGCCUUCAUUUUGUUACCUUAUCACAAGCUACCAACAUCCGAUGGUCGAUUGCAAGGAGAUAACCUUUCAAUACAAGAAGUGAACCAGAAUUUACUCAAAAAUUCACCAUGUUCAGUCGGCAUUCUCGUGGAUCGUGGACUGGCACUGUCCGUGCUGUCCGAUUCAACAUUCAAUGAAAAAUUGGAGUUCCGUAUAGCCGUGCUCUUUGUCGGCGGGCCUGACGACCAUGAGGCACUAAGUUAUGCAACGAGAAUGGCAAAAACAAGAGGCGUGCAUCUAACCGUGGUACGGUUUCUUCUUGGUAAAGAUGCAGAAAUUGACAAUCUAGGAAAUGAGGAAAACAUUGAAUAUAGAAAUGAGAAUUUGUCAGAAUCGAUUAUGAAUGAAGAAGGGAAAGAGUUUGAUGAUGAAUUUAUCAACGAGUUCAGGUUCAAGACAAUGUGCGACCAACACAUAAAUUAUCAAGAGAAAAUAGUGAAUAGCGGUGAAGAUGUAUUAGAAAGUCUUAGAUCAAAGUAUAAUGACUUUGAUCUGUACAUAGUUGGACGCGGAUAUGGAGUAAACUCGCCCAUAACAAUGGGGCUUACAGAGUGGAGCGAAAAUCCGGAGCUAGGAACAGUUGGGGAGACAUUGGUGAUGACUCAAGCUGUAUCACACGCAUCAGUUCUGGUGCUGCAACAAUCAGCAACUGGUCGAUUCAAUACGAGGUUGCAACGUCGGAAGGACAAAUAUGGGCAAAAUAAAUGGGCAUCACCCAUUUUAAAUCCCGACUAUAAGGAAUUUGUAACUGGUGAAUCUGUAAAAUAG
Molecule: messenger RNA, 2577 nt
Organism: Pistacia vera
Lineage: Eukaryota; Viridiplantae; Streptophyta; Magnoliopsida; Sapindales; Anacardiaceae
Product: cation/H(+) antiporter 15-like
Exons: 3
Coding region: 1-2577 (858 amino acids)
Biological process (GO): proton transmembrane transport; regulation of pH
Cellular component (GO): endomembrane system; membrane
Molecular function (GO): antiporter activity
Source: RefSeq, a predicted model, not a curated record